UUUUUACCGCUUCCUCCUCCUCCCGCAGUCGCCCGCCCGCGCCCCGCGCGCCAGUCUCGCUCGAUUUUCGUGGUGUGUGGACGUUCGUGUGUUGCUCGAGAAUAAUAAUAAUUUACCACGGUCUCAUCCUUUGUCCUCAAAUUAUUCGAAAUAGAAACAAAACUUCAGCCGUGUUGUCAUUGACAACGACUUGGUUUGCGUGUAUUUAGCUGGUGAAAUUGACAGGUGUCCCGUCAAGCCGUGUUUCGUGGUGCGUCGACGGCCGACUCGUCGAGUGUCGAGUGAUUCCCGCACAGUCGUUCGAGCAUGAAUAAUAAAGAAGUAACCGGUGCUAACGUCGCGUGUCCCCCGGGAGCGGUCUGGUGAUCCGGGCGCAGUGUGGCGGCCGCGUUGGCGUGUGAUGAGGCGGUGACGGCUCGCCGCGGAGCGGUUGGAUGGCGGCUGUCAGCGGCCCCGCGCGGCACUCUCGCGUCUCCAUGAGUGUGUCCAUGUCGCUGAUGCAGGGCGGUACGCAGAGCGCGCCGCAGGGCGCCAUCCUGGCGGCGGCGGCGCCCUACUACCAAACGCCGGCCAUCCCGACCGACGUACAACCCGACCGCCCCAUAGGCUACGGCGCUUUUGGAGUCGUAUGGGCAGUGACGGACCCGCGCGAUGGCCGCCGCGUGGCUCUCAAGAAGCUGCCCAACGUGUUCCAGUCGCUCGUCUCCUCCAAACGCGUCUUCCGCGAGCUCAAGAUGCUCUGCUUCUUUAAACAUGAAAAUGUGUUAUCGGCGUUAGACAUCCUCCAGCCGCCAAGCCUCGACUUCUUCCAAGAAAUUUACGUAAUAACCGAACUGCUGCAGAGCGACCUGCACAAGAUCAUCGUGUCACCGCAACACCUCUCCGCCGACCACAUCAAAGUCUUCCUCUACCAGAUACUCAGAGGCUUAAAGUACCUUCACUCAGCGCGGAUUCUACAUCGAGACAUCAAGCCCGGCAACCUUUUGGUGAACAGCAAUUGCGUGCUGAAGAUAUGCGACUUCGGACUCGCGAGGGUCGAGGAGCCGGAUUCCACCAAGAACAUGACGCAGGAGGUCGUCACGCAAUAUUAUAGAGCACCUGAGAUCCUUAUGGGGGCGAAUCACUACACGGCGGCCGUGGACGUGUGGUCAGUGGGCUGCAUAUUCGGCGAGCUACUUGGUCGGCGCAUACUCUUCCAAGCACAGAGUCCCGUACAACAGCUGGAGCUAAUAACGGAGCUUCUCGGAACGCCGUCCCUGGAAGACAUGCGGUACGCGUGUGCGGGCGCGCGCGCUCACAUGCUGCGACGCGCGCCGCGCCCGCCCGCGCUGGCCGCGCUCUAUACGCUCUCCGUGCAGGCCACGCACGAAGCCGUGCACUUGUUAGCCCAGAUGCUAGUCUUCGACCCGGCAAAACGUAUUUCAGUAGUGGACGCGCUCGCACACCCAUAUUUGGAAGAGGGACGAUUGCGCUACCACUCCUGUAUGUGCAAGUGUUGCUACAGCGCGCCGCCCGCCGCAAGACACUACUCGCCCGACUUGGAGCCUGUUGCACCGCACGCUUUUCACGACGGUUGGGAGAGGAAACUUACUUCUGUCCAUCAGGUUAAAGAAGAGAUCCACAAGUUCAUAGCGGAGCAGCUGCAGACGUCGCGCGUGCCGCUGUGCAUCAACCCGCAGUCGGCCGCCUUCAAGAGCUUCGCAAGCCGUAGAACCAGUCCGAAAGCAAAAGUUUGUUCCCCUUUCAAGACAGCGGCAAAAUAUCUGCUGCUCUCGCCCGUGAUAUUUCUGUGCGCCGCCUAGCGCCCCGCCCUUCUACCGUCGCGCACCCCUCCGAACUGCCGCCCUCGCCGCACCAGUGGGAAUGACGCGAGACCAAGCGCGGCUUCGACAAGCGGCGCGCCGUCUACGCCGAUACGCGAUAACCGACCUUAGCAA
Maniola jurtina (meadow brown) is the source of this 1937-nucleotide messenger RNA. It is a transcript of the gene nmo, whose product is annotated as serine/threonine-protein kinase NLK. Gene Ontology annotation, molecular function: MAP kinase activity; ATP binding. The record is from RefSeq and is a predicted model, not a curated record. Gene Ontology annotation, biological process: intracellular signal transduction; protein phosphorylation. NCBI's taxonomy places the organism in Eukaryota, Metazoa, Arthropoda, Insecta, Lepidoptera, Nymphalidae. The transcript is spliced from 11 exons. Gene Ontology annotation, cellular component: nucleus; cytoplasm. Bases 435 to 1802 code for a protein of 455 amino acids.